Molecule: messenger RNA, 793 nt
Organism: Protobothrops mucrosquamatus (brown spotted pit viper)
Lineage: Eukaryota; Metazoa; Chordata; Lepidosauria; Squamata; Viperidae
Product: GDP-L-fucose synthase-like
Exons: 8
Coding region: 1-642 (213 amino acids)
Molecular function (GO): GDP-L-fucose synthase activity
Source: RefSeq, a predicted model, not a curated record
AUGCCGGGAGCUGAAGUCCACGUGGACCAGGAAGUGACCGAGGAUAUUGCUGCGCGGAAAGCGAAGAUUCACAACGGCCCUCCGCACAGCUCCAACUUCGGGUACGCUUACGCCAAAAGGAUGAUCGAUGUGCAGAACAGGGCCUACUUCGAACAGCAUGGAUGCCACUUCACUGCCGCCAUCCCGACGAACAUCUUUGGGCCUCACGACAACUUCAGCAUCGAGAAUGGACACGUCCUGCCGGGCCUGAUCCACAAAGUGUACCUGGCCAAGAAGAACGGCACUGACGUCACCGUCUGGGGGACGGGAAAGCCUCGGAGGCAGUUCAUUUACUCUCUGGACCUGGCUCGGUUGUUCGUGUGGGUCUUAAGGGAGUACAGUGAAAUAGAACCCAUCAUCCUGUCAGUGGGAGAAGAAGAGGAGGUGUCCAUCGGAGAAGCCGCUCAAUGCAUCGCGAAGGCCAUGGAUUUCAAGGGGCAGCUUCUGUUUGACGAAUCCAAAUCAGAUGGUCAGUUCAAGAAAACGGCCAGCAACGUCAAGCUGAGGAGAUAUCUGCCCGACUUCCAGUUCACGCCAUUCAAUCAAGCCGUGAAGAAAAUGUGCGACUGGUUCUGCGCCAACUACGACACCGUCCGGAAAUGACGAACGGGCACCGCGAUGGCUGUGCGCUAAGUAGGGGCGGCUGCGCCCUAAGUAGGGGCGGCUGAAUCCUAAGUAGGGGCGGCUACGCCCUUGUCUCAAUCUCAGGUAGCUUUUUUGGUGGAGGAGGGAAAAAAAAGGAAAAUAAAAGAAG